Boleophthalmus pectinirostris (great blue-spotted mudskipper) is the source of this 1974-nucleotide messenger RNA. It is a transcript of the gene cdc45, whose product is annotated as CDC45 cell division cycle 45 homolog (S. cerevisiae). NCBI's taxonomy places the organism in Eukaryota, Metazoa, Chordata, Actinopteri, Gobiiformes, Gobiidae. Bases 129 to 1835 code for a protein of 568 amino acids. Gene Ontology annotation, cellular component: DNA replication preinitiation complex. Gene Ontology annotation, biological process: double-strand break repair via break-induced replication; DNA replication initiation; mitotic DNA replication preinitiation complex assembly. The record is from RefSeq and is a predicted model, not a curated record. The transcript is spliced from 18 exons. Gene Ontology annotation, molecular function: chromatin binding; DNA replication origin binding; single-stranded DNA binding.
GCCACAUUUCCAACAAGGAAACAAAUAUUAUCCAGGAGCUGUCCGCUUUAAGCGAAACUAACAUCGGCCCGAUUUUAUAGUUUUUUUAAGUUUUGUUGAACGUUUUUAUAUUGACAGAUCAAUCAAAAAUGUUUAUCGCGGACAUUAGAAAGGAAUUUUAUGAAGUUGUGGCCAACCAGCGAGUUGCCCUCCUCGUUGCAGCAGAUAUUGACGCUCUUUGCGCUUGUAAGAUAUUACAGGCUCUUUUCCACUGCGAUCAAGUACAGUACACUCUGGUGCCUGUUACUGGAUGGCAGGAUCUAGGCACAGCUUUCCUUGAGCACAAAGAACAGUUUCGCUACUUCGUUCUUAUUAACUGUGGAGCUAAUGUGGACCUCCUUGAGAUGCUGCAGCCUGACGAUGACACCAUAUUUUUUAUUUGUGACACCCACAGGCCAGUAGAUGUGGUCAAUGUCUACAAUGACAGCCAGGUGAAACUAUUGAUCAAACAAGACGACGACCUCGGUGUGCCUUCCUAUGAUGAUAUCUUUAGAGAUGAAGAGGAGGAAGAGGAUGAUUCUGGGAAUGAGAGUGAUGAAGGCUCAGAACCAUCUGGCAAGAGGAAACGAUUUGAUGAGGGUGCAAUGGAAAGAAGAAUUGAACGACAACGAGCGAAGAGGGAGUGGGAAGCACGAAGAAGGGAAAUCCUCUUUGAUUAUGAGCAGUAUGAAUAUCAUGGGACUUCUGCUUCCAUGAUGUUUUUCGAACUGGCUUGGGUUUUAUCAAAAGACACCAAAGACAUGCUCUGGUGGUCCAUCAUUGGUCUCACAGAUCAGUGGGUUCAUGAUAAAAUCACACAUAUGAAGUAUAUUACAGAUGUUGCUACUUUACAACGCCAUGUGUCUCGUCAUAAUCACAAAAAUGAAGAUGAAGAAAACUCUCUCUCCAUCGACUGUAUGAGAAUAUCAUUUGAAUAUGAUCUACGUCUUACUCUUUACCAGCACUGGUCUCUUUAUGAAAGCAUCUGUAAUUCCUGUUACACGACGUGUAAUUUCAAAUUAUGGACUCUCAAUGGGCAGAAAAAGCUUCAGGAGUUUCUUGCUGACAUGGGUUUACCUCUCAAGCAAGUAAGGCAGAAGUUUAACUCCAUGGACAUAUCAAUCAAAGAAAAUCUUAGGGACAUCAUUGAAGAAUCUUCCAAUAAAUACGGCAUGAAGGACAUCCGCAUCCAAACAUUUGGGGUCCACUUUGGGUUUAAGAACCGCUUCUUGGCCAGCGACAUGGUCCAUGCUACAGCUGCUGUGCUGGAGAGCACGGAGAAAGACGAGAAUGACGGCGAUAACUUCAUUAAAGCUCUUGAUUCCCUGUCCAGAAGUAACCUUGAAAGACUUCAUUCAGGUAUUGACUUGGCCAAAAAGAAGCUGAUGGCGAUUCAGCAAACUGUGGCAAGCUGCAUCUGCACGAACCUCAUCCUGUCCCAGGGCCCUUUCCUCUACUGCUAUCUUAUGGAGGGGACUCCCGAUGUGAAGCUCUUUUCAAAGCCAUUGGCGCUAACACUGCUCUGCAAGUACCUCCUCAAGGCUUUUGUCCAAUCUACAAGAAAUAAACGCUGCAGACUGCUGCCUCUGAUUAUGGCUGCUCCAAAGGAUAUCGAAAAGGGAACUGUCAUUGUGGCUGGAAUUCCACCAGAAUCGGAAACAUCAGAUAAGAAAAAUUUUUUCGGUCGAGCUUUUGAGAAAGCAGCAGAGAGCACCAGCUCCAGAACUCUGCACAACCACUUUGACACUUCAAUAAUUGAGCUGAAAAUGGAGGACAGAAGCAAGUUCCUGGAUGCACUUAUUACUCUACUGUCCUGAAAACACUUCUGUCUGGAGUCUCUGUACUUGUAUAUGUGUAAAUGUUUUUAAUUGCCCUUUUAUCCGUUUAUAUGUCAGAAUUGCAUUUUUUUAUGAAUGAUGUUUUAUGUAUUUAAUAAACUUUUAUGUUCUGACUGCA